AUGAAAGCCUUUGCAUUUCUGGGCCUCGCGGCCUCCGCUGCUGCACAACUCCUUCAGACUGGCGCAUCGCUCAAGCUCAAUGACGUCUACUAUUUCGUCUCCCCGUUCUCUCAAGGCAAAGCCUACGACGGGGCUCUAAACAUCAAGAGUCUCCCUCGCGCAUUUGGCUUCACCCCGAUAACCGUCAUCUCUGAACCCGUCGCCAAGAAUGACCUAACUAGCCUGUUCACCAACUGGACUAUGGAAGAUGAUGUCUGGCAGCCCGCCUUCCUGUCUUCCAUCUUUCUCGCCGGCAUCGACUCUCCUUGUCUGACGAAGGAAACCUUCGACGGGAGUAACAAGACGCAGUCCAUCGUCGUGCCGUUGAACAAGGACAGCUCGCUGCCUUCUGGCCCGUAUUUCUUGGAUACCACCACCGGAGACGUCUACCAAGCCUUCCGUCUGUACGACGACUUCGCCGGAGCAUUCAGCGAGUCUCUCUUGCAAAUCCCGCAGGGCACGUUCCAGACACUCUCCGCGCAAGUCCCCAGCUCCGCUUCACUCACCAUCGGCGUACCGUCGCGGCUGUACUUUACGCCAACGGCAGAGAAGCCUCUUGCCGGCGUCAGAAUCGGCGUGAAAGACAUUUACUCCCUCGCCGGCGUCAAGGGCUCCAACGGUAACAGGGCGUGGUACGCCCUGUACCCGCCCGCCGAGAAGACCGCUCCCGCGAUCCAGAGGCUCAUCGAUGCCGGUGCCGUGAUCGUGGGUUUCCAGAAGCCGUCGCAGUUUGCCAACGGAGAAUCGGCGACGGCGGACUGGGUGGAUUAUCACGCGCCCUUCAACCCGCGCGGCGACGGCUACAAUGAUCCCUCAUCAUCAUCGUCAGGGGCCGGCGCGUCGGUUGCGUCGUAUGAGUGGUUGGACAUGGCGGUGGGAAGCGACACAGGCGGCUCGAUCCGCGGGCCGUCGGGCGUGCAGGGUCUCUUCGGAAACCGCCCCUCGCAUGGUCUCGUCAGCCUGGACGGCGUGAUGCCUCUGUCUCCUACCCUCGACACCCCCGGCUUCCUGACCAGAGACCCGUAUGUGUGGGAUGUCGCGAAUAAGGUCCUCUACGGGGAUAACUAUACUUCGUUUGUAGGCAACGAGGUCAAGUACCCCAAAACGGUGUACACGCUUGGGUUUCCCACAGAUGAUUCACCUGCUGCGAGGCUGCUGAACGUGUUCGCGGACGAGGUUGCAAAGUUCCUCCAGACGAACCUCACGGAGUUCAACCUGACUGAAUCCUGGGCGUCUACCGGGCCGGAAGAGGCGAGGAAGGCGAGUUUGGCCGAUUUGUUGGGCAAGACGUACGCGACGUUGAUUUCCAAGGAGCAAACGACCCUCGUCCGCGAUCCAUUUUACGCCGACUACGCCGCCGCUCACGACGGUCGCCGCCCCUUCGUCAACCCGGUCCCCCUCGCCCGCUGGGCCUGGGGCGACGCACAGCCCGCUACAGCCCUCGACGAGGCCAGGGCGAACAAGACGAUCUUCAUGGACUGGUUCAACAGCCAGGUUCUCGUUCCCGUCGCGGACCCCGCGGCGUGUUCCUCGGGGCUUUUGUUGUACGUCGGCAGCUCCGGCACCGCGAGUCCGAGAAACCGGUACCCCAACGCCCCGGGCACGCCGCCGCUGGGCUUUUCGAACGGGAGGUUGUCGAUUUUUAGCGGUGCACCGGAUCACGUUUUCCCCGUGGGCGAGGUCGGGUCCAUGAGUUCUGUGACGAAUCAUACGGAGAUGUUGCCUGUUACUGUCGAUGUCAUGGCCGCGAGGGGGUGCGAUGGGUUGAUUGUGAGGCUUGCGCAAGAUUUGGUGGCCAAGGGGGUGGUGAAGGUUCCGAAGACUGGUGCAGGUAUGACGGGGGGUGAUGUGUUGAUGAGGAGGGAUGUUCAUGAGUGGUUUUGA
Colletotrichum truncatum is the source of this 1923-nucleotide messenger RNA. RefSeq names its product glutamyl-tRNA amidotransferase. The record is from RefSeq and is a predicted model, not a curated record. NCBI's taxonomy places the organism in Eukaryota, Fungi, Ascomycota, Sordariomycetes, Glomerellales, Glomerellaceae.